CCCGCGCAGGCGCGGCGGCGGCGGCGGCCAUGUCGGUGCAGGAGGACCCGGUGCAGCGGGAGAUCCACCAGGACUGGGCCAACCGCGAGUACAUCGAGGUGAUCACCAGCUCCAUCAAGAAAAUCGCGGACUUCCUCAACUCCUUCGACAUGUCGUGCCGGUCCCGGCUGGCCACCCUGAACGAGAAGCUGACGGCGCUGGAGCGGAGAAUCGAGUACAUCGAAGCCCGGGUCACCAAGGGGGAGACGCUGACAUAGGCCCGGGGCGGCCCCAGCACCGCCGCCCCUCACCCCGCUCGGGGCCCGCCGCCACCGCCGCCGCCUCUGCUCGUGUUGCCAAUAAACCGCUGUGCUCCUGCCCUGCCUGCUCUCUGCGUGCCUGCCUGGGGCCGGGCCGCGGGAUGCCCGGCUCCCUGCCACCGUCCUGGAUGUCCAGAGCCUGCCCUUCCAUCCGCCUGACUCGCGGGGUUUGGGCACACGUUCCUCCCCACGCGUGGGGGCUGCACCACAGGGGCUGUGGGCCAGGCUGUUGUCAGCUCCUGGAGGCACCUGAGUGGCCUUUGGGGCGCUUUGUGCUCCUGCUGGGAUCAUAGAAAAUCUGAUGGUCCCUGUGGUCUGGAGGGUGUCUCAGCCUUCACAUGUGCACAUGUCAGGGCAGUGUGGGGACAGCAGGCUCACCUGGCGUGGUGCACAUGCCACAGGAAAGGGCCCUUUGCCAGCACCCGGGAAGAGGAGUUUCUCCUCUCUGCGAGGCAAGUGGCAAGGAGAAGGAAGUCUCUCAGCCCUUCCCCACCACUCCUCUAUUUAUCUCAGUUUUUCAGUGGGCAUCUAAAUCUGCAGAUUCACUGCUCAUAUUUAGUGUUUGUUGGGGAGUCAAUGGAAUUGGUGUCAGCAAAGGUUUUAUUACUUCCCAGCAGGCUUUAAAAGUCUUGGUAUAUUCUCCAACUGUAAUCUUAGCUUUUUCAUGAUGGCACUGUCAUGCCUGCAGAGUUUACUGAGCACCUGAGUUACUUAAUGUUUGUUAUAUUUUUGAUGCUAUCUGACAUCAGCUGGUUCCUUGUUGAUGUAGGUCCUCCUCCGAGCUCACAGUUUUGUUCUCCAUAGGAAUCUCUGUUUUCCAUUGUUUGAAUAAGUGCUCCUCCAGUUUUUCCCUCAGCUCUCAUGGUUACUGUCAGUUUGGGCUGCACAUCAGGGAGGCUUGGCUGUGGAAAUGAGUGCUUUGUAGCAGCCCUGCAGUGAAGCAGAACAGCCAUGGCUCAUUGCCCUUAGGUGUAGGGGCCAUAUCAAAUUAUACUGUUGUCAUAAGAAGAUUGAUAGAUGGAAGGAAAGCAGCUCUCCCUUGGCUCCAAGGUGGCUGCUCUGUAGUACAUCAGAAGUACUGCCAUGGCCAUGCAUGGCUUACUGUGCAUGUGCUGGAGUCCUGAGAUCUCCAUCAUUAGAGAUAACUCAGUCUUUAUCUGGAGAAGGCCCUGAACUAAUUGGAUGUUGAAGUUGGCCCUGCGUUGAGUGGGAUGGGGUUGAGGCAGAGACCAGCAGAGGUUCUUGCCUAAAUUAUACUGAGAUUCUUCAAUCCAAAGACUGAAUGGGAGACAUGGUACCACAGACAGUCUCUGGCACUGUGUCUGUACUGGGCUGACCUCUUAUCUCGAGAUCCAUUGCUUGUUUCUGUUCCCAGCUAGUGGCAUGGUGUGUCUCAAUCCCUUCCUGGUCUCACUGGCUGUUGGAAUGGCACUUUCUCCUCUCAUACCAGGAUUUCUCAGAGGAGUGGGGUUUGCCAUGCAGUUGGUCGGAUCUGCUGGAACUUGCCACUCCCCCCAGGAUUUGUGCUCUCACAGAGCUUCAGCACUGUGGGAUCAGCCUGUCUGGUUCAUCCCCCAGCAGCAGGGAUGCUGGGCAGCUCACUGCUCUUCAGAGUUCUGCCCUUUUCCUUUCAAGAAGCCUUACUAGUUCCCUAAGGAGCCAGGUUUUCUGCUUGUGUGCUGCUUACUCCAGGCCAUCUCUGGGAGGUGAAGCCUCCUGGUCCUCAGGCUGGUACUGCUUCCUCCAGCACCUGCUGUGAUGUGCAGCCUUGUAAUAGAUGGAGCUUUGAUACAUUUCAUUAUUUCAAAUACUGGGGAAUUCUGUUUGCCUUUUUUCUUUGUACUGUAUUUUGGUUUUUGGUUUGUUUUUUUUCGUUUGUUUUUUUUUAGAAUAUGAUGCCCCAGGAACCCACAUUAAAUUUUUCUGGAGUGGA
This is a messenger RNA of Melospiza georgiana, 2232 nucleotides long. It is a transcript of the gene BRK1, whose product is annotated as BRICK1 subunit of SCAR/WAVE actin nucleating complex. Gene Ontology annotation, molecular function: protein-containing complex binding. Gene Ontology annotation, biological process: cell motility; regulation of actin polymerization or depolymerization; actin filament organization. Bases 30 to 257 code for a protein of 75 amino acids. The record is from RefSeq and is a predicted model, not a curated record. NCBI's taxonomy places the organism in Eukaryota, Metazoa, Chordata, Aves, Passeriformes, Passerellidae. The transcript is spliced from 3 exons. Gene Ontology annotation, cellular component: SCAR complex.